AAUUACCCCGAGAUGUCCGGAACGUACAAGUCAUGUAUGGUACUGUACCGGAAGCACUGUAGUUUAAAAUGCGCUGUUCCCCUAAAGUCCAGUAUAGUAGAGUAUAUGCUUCCUGCAUAUUCGGUCGGUAGUUUCUUUCUGCAGCUACGAAAGCGGGGAUGCAGGCUCCGUGCUGCAGGGUCACUUCCGACUCGGCGAUGGCGGGGAGCGUUGGUUGGCCGGUUUUGCAUCAGAAUAUGGCGGCUGUGUCUGGGAAUUCGAAGCCGGUUCCAUCGCUCAUGUUGUUUAGGAAUUCGUCCCACCAGUUUAAUUAUUUGAAAUCUUUGUCUUCUUCAUCUUCUUCGGUGUUUUCGUCGCCGUUGCAGCUGCAUUUGUUUUCGCAGUCGCGGAAUUUAUGGUCUCGUGUAACGCGCGUUUCCACCGCGCUGGUGGAAUACGCGGCUCCUCCGCCGGAUUUUGAUUUUGAGAAAGAAAUCGCGAGGCUUAGAGGGCUUAAGGAAACCCUAGCUGGUUGCGGCACGUUGGCGGAGAAGUUGAGGGCGGUGGACUCGGAUUUUAGGGUUAAGUCGUUUUUCAAGUCCCGGGGGAAUGAUUUUGUAGGGGUGGGUUUGAGCGAUCACGAUAUGUAUUUGCUGAAAUGCGUGGUGGCGGCGGGUCAAGCUCAUGUGUUGGGUGAAUUUGGGGAAGAAUUGGAGAAUGGAGAUUCUGAACUCGGGAGGAGUUCCAUUCGAGCUGCAUUUUAUGCGUUGGCGGAGAUGAUUGAAAAUGGCGAAAGUAGUACUAGUCAGGGCUUGAAGGACAGAGACAGAGAUGCAUUGAGGUCGCUAGCGAAGAUGCUUGGAGAGGUUGAGCGAUUCUAUGAUUGCAUUGGCGGAAUCAUCGGAUAUCAGAUGAUGGUAUUAGAGCUGAUUGCACAAUCAAAUCAAGAGGGGCAGAACAUUAAUUGGUCCUCGCAAACAAAUAGGCUAUUAAAAAGCAAGUUUGUUGAAAUUCAUCCUCCCUCUGUUCUUGACCUUUCUAAAGACACUGAAUAUGCACAUCAAGCGGCUCUUUGGGGGAUUGAGGGUUUGCCUAACUUGGGAGAAAUUUAUCCUCUAGGAGGGUCAGCAGACAGGCUUGGCCUUGUUGACCCAGAAACAGGUGAAUGCCUUCCUGCUGCAAUGCUUCCGUACUGUGGACGAACCUUGUUGGAAUGUCUCAUAAGGGAUCUUCAGGCUAGGGAGUUCUUGUACUUCAAGCUGUAUGGGAAGCAAUGCAUCACUCCUGUUGCAAUAAUGACAAGCUCAGCAAAAAACAACCAUUUGCAUAUUACAUCUCUCUGCAAAAGGCUUGGAUGGUUUGGAAGAGGAGAAUCAAACUUUUAUCUUUUUGAACAGCCUCUUGUUCCAGCUGUUACUGCAGAAAAUGGUCAGUGGAUUGUAGCAAGGCCAUUUGAACCUGUUUGUAAGCCUGGAGGUCAUGGUGUAAUAUGGAAAUUGGCCCAUGAUAAAGGUGUUUUUAAAUGGUUUCGGCGUCAUGCAAGAAAAGGAGCAACUGUUAGACAAAUCAGUAAUGUUGUAGCUGCCACAGAUUUGACUUUACUGUCAUUGGCUGGAAUUGGUUUACAUGAUGGAAAGAAAUUAGGAUUCGCAUCAUGUAAACGCAAUUCUGGUGCGACAGAAGGCAUCAAUGUUCUACUCGAGAAGAUGACAUUAGAUGGAAAAUGGACAUAUGGUUUGUCUUGCAUUGAAUAUACUGAGUUUGAAAAGUUUGGAAUUAGUGUUGUGCCCUCAUCUUCCAACAGUCCGCAGGAAGAGUUUCCAGCAAAUACGAAUAUCCUUUACGUGGAUUUGCCUUCUGCAGAGCUUGUUGGAUCUAGUGAAAAUGAGAACAGUUUACCAGGGAUGGUGCUUAAUGUGAAAAAGGCUAUCUCAUAUGUUGAUCAAUUUGGAAUGAAGCACUGUGUAUCUGGAGGUCGCUUGGAAUGUACCAUGCAAAACAUUGCAGAUAAUUUUGGAAACACAUAUUCUUCUCGAUGUUAUAAAAGUGUAAAAGAUGAGAUUGACACCUUUAUUGUUUAUAAUGAAAGAAAAAAGGUUACUUCUUCCGCUAAGAAGAGAAGGAAACAUGGUGAUAAGUUGCUGCAACAGACUCCAGAUGGUUCUUUGUUGGACAUCACACGUAAUGCUUACGAUCUUUUGUCUCAUUGUGGAAUAACAAUGCCAAAGGUGGAAGCCAAUGAAGAGUAUGUUAAUUCUGGACCUCCAUAUCUCAUCCUCCUUCAUCCUGCUCUUGGCCCUAUUUGGGAAGUCACCAGACAAAAGUUUCUAGGUGGCUCCAUUGCCAAGGGUUCUGAGUUGCAGAUUGAAGUUGCUGAGUUUCUUUGGAGAAAUGUUCAGCUUGAUGGAAGUUUGAACGUUUUGGCUGAAAAUGCUGUGGGAUCAACUGAAACUAUUGCAAUUGGUGAAUCUAUACUUCAAUAUGGAAGGAGGUGUGCAAGGUGCAAACUAGAGAAUGUUAAGGUGCUGAAUAAUGGAAUAGAUUGGAAGUCAGGAGAUAACCGGUAUUGGCAGCAUAAUGUCAAGCGGUUAGAGGCCGUAAAGGUGAUACUGCAUGGUAAUGCUGAAUUUGAAGCAACAGAUGUGGUGAUACAGGGAGAUCAAGUUUUUGAAGUCCCAGAUGGUCACAGAUUGCGUAUUACACCAGGAAUUUCAGGUUUAGAUAUGGAGUUGACACCUAUAGACGACGAAUUAAUGGACUGCGGAACAUGGUUUUGGAACUACAAAAUACACGGGGGGGCGCACAUUGAACUAGUGUUGGUAGACAGCCAUAAACACUAACACCCCUUGCCUGUCCCUCCGUCAAUCUGUGAAUUAUUGUUCACGGAUAAAUAAGUGGUCGGUCUCGAAUAGCCAGCCGGGCUGUCUGUCUAUCCUCCUUCAGUACCCCCACACAAUACAAUGAAUGUAAUUUUAUUUACAGCUACAGCCGGGUGUGAAGUUUGUAAUAGAACAAUGGAUCGAUCUUUAUUUAUACAUACAUUGCAGCAGCAAUUUCAACAGA
This is a messenger RNA of Andrographis paniculata, 3042 nucleotides long. RefSeq names its product UTP--glucose-1-phosphate uridylyltransferase 3, chloroplastic. Gene Ontology annotation, molecular function: UDP-N-acetylglucosamine diphosphorylase activity. Bases 159 to 2819 code for a protein of 886 amino acids. Gene Ontology annotation, biological process: UDP-N-acetylglucosamine biosynthetic process. NCBI's taxonomy places the organism in Eukaryota, Viridiplantae, Streptophyta, Magnoliopsida, Lamiales, Acanthaceae. The transcript has 17 exons. The record is from RefSeq and is a predicted model, not a curated record.